AUGCUUAUUGAUCUCAACAUCCAUUGGCCACAAAAGAACUACCAGACGCCUCUUUCCCAUAAUGAUAUAGUGAAAUUGAAAAACACAUUGGUAACACUAGAAGAAUUAGGUUAUACCCAUAUAGCAUUAAACUAUACUUUAAAUCAUUCAGAUAAAAUACCAUCAAAUCAAACAAUAAAUCCAAUAAACUUGGACCUAUUAAAAGAGUUCCAAAAUAGAUUAAAAAUAUAUACAAGAGUAACAAUCAUAGUGGAUGAACCUUCCCAGGGUCAAAGUAUAUCAAAACUACAAAAUGGAUUUGAUAUAGUUUCUGUAUUACCAAUCUCAGAAAAAGGUUUAUUAUUAGCAUGUAAUUCUUUAGAUAUUGAUUUGAUUACAUUUGAUUAUUCCAAGAAAUUACCAACUUUUCUAAAACAAAAGACAAUUGGUGCUGCUAUUAAAAGAGGUGUUAAAUUUGAAAUUACAUAUUCAAAUUUCCUUAAGAAUGAAAAUAGACCACAAUUUAUAAAUAAUACAUUGAAUUUAAUAAGAGCUUCAAGAAAUCAAAACCUAGUUGUAUCAAGUGGUGCUCAACAAAGUGUGGAAUUGAGGUCUUUUCCUGAUGUUUUAAAUUUAUUACAAUUGUUGAAUUUUAAACAAUCAGAUGGGAAUAAUUUGAUUGAUAAAGCUUCAAAAGUUCUGUUGAAUGGGAGAUUAAGAAUCAAGAGUUACAAGCAAACAGUGAUGAUUGGUGAAGAUGUU
Messenger RNA from Hansenula anomala, 741 nucleotides. It is a transcript of the gene RPP1, whose product is annotated as RNA-binding RNA processing protein RPP1. The record is from RefSeq and is a predicted model, not a curated record. Lineage: Eukaryota; Fungi; Ascomycota; Saccharomycetes; Phaffomycetales; Wickerhamomycetaceae. The annotation marks the transcript as partial. Gene Ontology annotation, cellular component: nucleolar ribonuclease P complex. Gene Ontology annotation, biological process: tRNA processing. Gene Ontology annotation, molecular function: RNA binding. The transcript has a single exon.